Molecule: messenger RNA, 1215 nt
Organism: Schistocerca gregaria
Lineage: Eukaryota; Metazoa; Arthropoda; Insecta; Orthoptera; Acrididae
Product: odorant receptor 43a-like
Exons: 5
Coding region: 1-1215 (404 amino acids)
Biological process (GO): detection of chemical stimulus involved in sensory perception of smell; sensory perception of smell
Cellular component (GO): plasma membrane
Molecular function (GO): odorant binding; olfactory receptor activity
Source: RefSeq, a predicted model, not a curated record
AUGGCCGACCGCAGCGCUGGAGCUCCGCUGACGUGGCGGUCCUCCGCAGAUUCGGUGCUCCGCCCCAACAUCCGUCUGCUUUGCACGCUGGGCCUGUGGCAGCCGGCGGACUCUGCGCUGUUCCACGCCUACACUGUGGCCGUGUUGGCGGUGGGCGUGGCGCACAUCGCCGUCGCCGCCGUCGGCAUCUGGUACCGGCCAGGCGAUCUCGCCGAGGUCACCAUCGGGCUGGCCAAUGUUUUCGUCAUCUUCACCGCCCUCUCCAAGUCGCUCUUGUUCGUAAGCCGACGGCCGCUCUUCUACGCGCUGGCGCGCCGCGUGGACCUGAUGACUGUAGAACAGCAGGCGUUUUGCACCAGCGACCCUACCCUCCAGCACGCGGUCUCGAUCGCCCGGAGGCGUGCGGGUCGGCUGAGCGUAUUCUUCCACUGGUACGUCUUGGUGGCCGACAUCUUGUGGUCGCUCAUUCCCCUGGUGCAGGCCUCAAAAGAGAAACGCUGGCCCUUCCAGCAGAUGCCUUUGGGCACCUGGGAGAGGUCACCCUUUUACGAAUUGUCUUACCUGCUCCAGUGUGCCUCCACCGUCUUCUUCUCCCUGAUCAGUGUGGAUGUGGACUGCUUCUUUGUGGCCGUCAUGAUCCACAUAACAGUUCAGCUUAGAAUCCUAACAUCCCGCUUCGCCACUAUUGGCACCGGAAUGAACGUAACUGUGAACGAACUGGACUGUCAGGCCUCUAGGCUAAAAGACGCCAUUCACGAACAACUGCGCGCUUGCGUCGAGACUCAUCAGAAUCUCUUGAGGCUGGUGAGCUUCCUCAACGUCGUCAUGAGCCCCGUGGCCAUGCUGCAGCUCGCCGUCGGCGCCGUCAGCUCCUGCAUGGUGCUCUUCCCAGCCACAUACAGCACGGACAACGCAGCCGCCAUGAAGUGCUGGGCAGCUCUCCCAGUGCUGGGGAUUCAGCUGUACCUCUACUGCUCUACAGCACACCACCUCAAGGACCAGGGGGAGGCAGUGUCGAGUGCGGUGUACUGCUGUGCGUGGCCCGAGAGCGGCUGCCGGCUGCAGCGGUCCCUUCUGCUGGUGAUGUGCCGAGCGCAGAGGCCACUGGUGCUCACCGCCGGCCUCAUGUUCCCCAUCAACAGGGCCACCUUCCUGUCGUUGGUGAAUGCGACUUACUCGUACUACACAGUGCUGAAGCAUGUGAACAACCGCUGA